This is a messenger RNA of Nanorana parkeri, 1282 nucleotides long. RefSeq names its product caspase 7 (gene CASP7). Gene Ontology annotation, cellular component: cytoplasm. Lineage: Eukaryota; Metazoa; Chordata; Amphibia; Anura; Dicroglossidae. The transcript is spliced from 6 exons. Gene Ontology annotation, biological process: apoptotic process; proteolysis. The record is from RefSeq and is a predicted model, not a curated record. The coding region runs from base 294 to 1133 and encodes 279 amino acids.
UGUGUACUUUAUGCUCGGCUCUGUGAAUGGACAGUUGUUGUUUUUUUGCUCUGGUCAGCAGUGAGGGCAGAGCUGUGAAUAGAGGCCGGCACAGCGGUGUCACAGGGGGGUUUCAGUGGCCCCCAUAGAAAAGUCCAGUCCUCGCCCUGCUGACUCAGGCACAAGCGAAGGGCCUGCUAUACCCUGCGGCCGCACAGUUCAGUCUCUGCCGCAGCUUCGAGCAUGGUGGCCUACCCGGCAGACCUGGGGACGACAUAUCACGCUGCCGAGACGCCGCAGGAACAACUUUUCAGAUGCAGAGUGGAGUGCCGCUUAAUGAGGAGCCCAGGAAGAAAAAAAAUGAACCAGAGAAGCCAGCCAGCCAGAACAGCCGCAUUGUUGCCCCAGAUUUUCAGUAUGCGAUGAAUUACUCGAAGCUCGGCAAGUGUAUCAUUAUAAACAACAAGAACUUUGAAGACAGAACAGGGAUGUGUAUCCGGAACGGGACAGAUAAGGACGCCGGCGAUCUGUGCAAAUGUUUCCGAAAUUUAGGAUUUGAAGUGAAGGUUUAUAAUGAUCAGAGCUGUGAGGCGAUGGAACGGUUGCUGCAGAGUGCGGCGAAGUACGACCACACUGACAGUGCUUGCUUCGCCUGCAUCCUCCUGAGCCACGGUGAGGAGGGUCAGAUCUAUGGCACGGACGGGGCGAUGGCUAUAAAAACUCUUACGACACUUUUCCGAGGCGAUAAUUGUCAGAGUCUGGUCGGAAAGCCAAAGCUCUUCUUUAUCCAGGCCUGCCGGGGAUCGGAGUUUGACGAUGGCAUUCAGACAGAUUCUGGACCGGCCAACGACUCCAUGGAGACGGACGCCAAUCCCAGAUACAAGAUCCCGGUGGAGGCCGACUUCCUUUUUGCCUAUUCCACCGUACCAGGCUACUAUUCCUGGAGGAACCCGGGGAGGGGUUCCUGGUUCGUGCAGGCCCUCUGCGGUGUUCUCACCCAAUACGGGAAGCAGCUGGAGAUUAUGCAGAUCCUGACUCGGGUCAACUACUUGGUGGCCACCAACUACGAAUCGUGGUCAGAUGACCCGCGCUUCAGCGAGAAGAAGCAGAUUCCCUGUGUGGUCUCUAUGCUAACCAAGGAACUGUAUUUCUAGACAUUUUACACUGUGGAUCCUCCAAGUUCCGUCAUUAUCAGGGAGUAACGAGGCAAGCUGAUCUCUUUUUAAAGUAGCACAAUAGGAUUUAUUAAACAAGGGAGCGCAAGGAGCAUUGAUAAUGUGCGAGGUGUAGUAGCCCAUAAAGA